Mugil cephalus (flathead mullet) is the source of this 6182-nucleotide messenger RNA. It is a transcript of the gene gpr52, whose product is annotated as G protein-coupled receptor 52. Gene Ontology annotation, cellular component: membrane. NCBI's taxonomy places the organism in Eukaryota, Metazoa, Chordata, Actinopteri, Mugiliformes, Mugilidae. The record is from RefSeq and is a predicted model, not a curated record. Gene Ontology annotation, biological process: G protein-coupled receptor signaling pathway. The coding region runs from base 2120 to 3238 and encodes 372 amino acids. The transcript has a single exon. Gene Ontology annotation, molecular function: G protein-coupled receptor activity.
UCCAAAUUUACCUCUGGGAGAAAGCCUGUGUGAGAGACAGGAUAAUGUGGCAGGGAGCCUCAGGUGCAGCUGGGAGGGGAGGAGGCAGGGCGAUGAGCGAGAAGCUGAGCGAGAGGGAACGAGAAAAGAGGGAGGGUUUUUUUCUGUGUGUGUGUGUGUGUGUGGAAAGAGAGAGAGAGAGAGAGAGAGAGACUUGAGUGUGCAAGCUGGAGGGAUUGUGUGGCGAGGGAGGGAGGGAAGUGUAAGCCAGUCACAGCAUCUCUCCUCACUGCACCAGGGCUGAGGGACUCUUCAUCCCCUCGUUUCCCUCGCUGCAGAUUUAACUCAUUUCCAUCAGCGCAGUCAUCUUUUUUUUUUCUUUUUCUUUCUGCAUUUUACUUGCCGCUUUGGACAGAUGCAUUGCAUUCACCUCUAUCUGAACGCCAGGAUCUACGGAUUUAUCUGUUGAAAAAACGUGGGCUGUCCCGUUUAUCUGAAGUAAAAAGGGGCCAGUUGCAGAGGAGAGUGCUGAGAACUGGGGCUCCGUCUGGGACUUGGUCUUUUCCGUAUGCUGCGUGUGCAUUCCUCUUUUGUUGCGCUGCCGGUGUUUCGAUCAGGGCGACAGUCAACACUGAGAAAGGCUGUAGGACCCCGUUAACGGCUGCAACUUCACAGAAGGCGCACUUGAAAGGAUAGGCAAGUUUGGAAAAUCUGGCGGAGGAGAUGCUAAGCCCUGCCGAGCACUGCCGCCGCUUCAGGAUGUCACAAUGAAAAUGCAAUUAACAAGUUCAAGGGAUAAAUAAGUGGAUUGCUGAUUGAUCCCCAAACCCCUCUCUGCAAGUGUCUGCCACAGGAUUGCUGAGGAGUCCAAAGUGAGUGGAGCACUGAGUUAUUCAGCUGGCCUCUCACUGCUCCUGGAGAGUCCUUUCACGUGCCUGCAUGGGAGUCUGACAUUCAACACUUACAUCAGCUACCGGACUUUAUACGUCUUUGUCUUUUUUUUUUUGCAACUUGCAGUCCAGAAUACUGAGAGGCAAGUGUGCGCUUUUGGAUUUCAACUUUUAUUGGCAAAACUCAUGCAGACAUUUCGUCGUGCUUAGUUUUUCUACUUCAUACUGUCGAGGGAUGCCUUGUAAACACAUUUUCCCCCCACCGCCAUGUGUGCUGAGAGAGCUGUGACAUUAUCUCCUGCGGAGAUCCCCGUGUUGUUCUAGCCCGUGUCUGUGUUUUGAUUCAGACAAUAGCUGGGCAUACAUGGGCUCCAGACACUGAGCAGAGGACCACCAAAAUAAGGGAAGCCUGCUGUGACACAGUAAACACAUGAGCAACCAUGGACGAGUAAAACUUUGGAUCGUUUCGGAGGACAGAUUCACAGACAUGGAUGUAAUCUCACACGAAGAAAUACUCCUUUUUGAGACGCUUUUUUUAAUUCACGCAAUGGUCACCUAAAAUGCGUUUUUGAGAGGUACAGUAACUUCACCCGGUGAAUUCAAUCCCUUCUCUAGCUGUGAGGUAGGAGCCAUACGCUGCUGACUUAUUUGAUUUUCUCUGAGGAUUUUGCCAGGUGAGUGGAGCGUUUUACUUCGCUUCACGCUUCAACCUUGUGCGGUUUCCUCUCUCACAUCUUCUGUGCUCUCUGCCCUUGCGAGGACAGCAUAUGCCCCCAGCCUCCUGGUGGCAGCUCUCGUUGGAAUCGGGCGAUGAGGCCACAGAUUGGAGGCGAAGCAGCAGGGAAGCUCGCCUUUGGGACAGAUGCUGGCCGCAACACUGAUGCUACCCUGCUUUAGUUUUACUGAAGGAAUACUGCUUUCCUUCCCCCCUCUCUGCUCCUGACUGUUACCCACCCACUACUUUCGCUAACCAUGUGCGAUUGGAAAGGAGAGCUGUACGGGUUGUCCUACUCUCCCAGAGGCUGUAUUGAUUUUCCUCCAGUCAGUGUUCAUUUGAUUGAGACCCAGCUAUGCGAGAGUAAGGUGAAAAAGAGUAUGAGUCUGCUAGAGAGAGUAUUGAGCUUUGACUGAGGGAGGCUGCAGACGCCCGGUGAACAACGGGAGGCAGACGGACAAUUCUCUGGUUUCAGGCCAGCUGCCUUAUGGGUGGCACAACACAAAUCUGACCCACCUGGACGGCACCCAGAACAAUGAACCAGUCUGAACUGACAACAGACCUGAUGCUCACUGCCAACAGCAGCCACGGAGACUUCUUUCCUGGCAGGGCCUCCAAUCACUCCUGUCCCUUGGGCUGGGGGCUGAACGAAGGCAUAGAGGCUUGUGUCCUGGAGACUGCCGUCAUUGUCCUUCUGACCGUGCUUAUUAUUGCAGGGAACCUGACGGUCAUCUUUGUGUUCCACUGUGCCCCGCUGCUGCACCACUACACCACCAGCUACUUCAUCCAGACGAUGGCCUAUGCCGACCUGCUGGUGGGUCUGAGCUGCCUGGUGCCCACCCUCUCUCUGCUCCACUACCCAGCCGGUGUCCAGGAGCCAAUCACAUGCCAGGUUUUCAGUUAUGUCAUCUCUGUUCUGAAGAGCGUGUCAAUGGCCUGCUUGGCCUGUAUCAGCGUGGACCGCUACCUGGCCAUAACUAAACCACUAUCCUACAACCAGCUGGUGACACCCUGCCGGCUGCGAGGCUGCAUCACCCUCAUCUGGGUCUACUCUAGUCUGGUUUUCUUGCCUUCGUUUUUCGGUUGGGGUAAGCCAGGAUAUCACGGGGACAUUUUCGAGUGGUGUGCUCAUUCUUGGCCCACCUCUGCCCUCUUUACUGGGUUCGUGGUGUGCUUGCUCUAUGCGCCUGCUGCACUUGUGGUGUGUUUCACCUAUUACCAUAUUUUUCGCAUUUGCCAGCAACACAACAGGGAGAUAAGUGAACGGCGGGCACGUUUCCCCAGCCAGGAGAUGGAAACCGGCGAGGGGAGCGGUGGCGGGCAUCAGGGGGGUCAUGGGCCGGACCGGCGCUAUGCGAUGGUGCUCUUCCGCAUCACCAGUGUUUUCUACAUGCUUUGGUUACCCUACAUAAUUUACUUUUUGCUAGAAAGCUCCCACGUUCUAGAUAGCCCUGCCCUCUCCUUCAUCACCACCUGGCUGGCCAUUAGCAACAGCUUUUGCAACUGUGUCAUCUACAGCCUGUCUAAUAGUGUGUUCCGCCUAGGCAUGCGUAGGCUGUCGCAGACUAUGUGUUCCUUCAGCCACUGUGCUGCAGAUGACCGGGACUUCGGGGAGCCUAAACCAAGAAAGAGGGCAAACUCGUGCUCCAUCUAAGUGGAUAACUUUUACACUGGAUCAGGAUACACAUGGAACUUAUCAACCAGAGACAUUAAUUUUAACAAGAUUAGCAGCAGGUUAACUUGCAGUUGAACAAGCAACGGAAGUGAGCUUUUGUUGUACCAGCUUUGCUGCUGACCCACGUGACAUUGCCUUGGUCAAAAUGAACUGUUUUAUCGUACUGUAAGCUUUUCAAGGAGAUGGGUGCCGUAUCUAAGAAAGGGAUUUAAUGAGGAAUCUGAGGGCUCUCUGGGACAGUGGAGGUUUUCUCAACCUUUACAUCUCACCGUAUGUCAGCAGCCAGGUCAGACCUGGCGAGAAAACAAACACUGUAAAUUCCAAAAGAUUCUCAAAUGCUUCUGCAUCAAAUGUGACCACACUAUUUCAUGCCUGUUAAAUUUAGUUUGUGAUUGUGGAUUGGAUCAGUCUUUUACUAGAUGUCUUCUUCAUUCUUUUUAUGACUGUAGGUACAACAUGAUCUAAACGUACUUCUUUGCUCAUAAAGGUUAUGUAAACCCAUGUUAGAAUUUAAUCUAUAUAAACAGACACACAGCGUCAAUGACAACCCACAUUAUGCUGCUGAUAAAUAACAGAUGGUAUGCGGCCUUGACUGUUUUUCCAUAGGAACAAGAGCGAUCCUUUUCUGCUCUUCUUCUAUUAUAGGAAGGAGAAUCGUAGUUGUGCUGUUGGGUGACCUUACGCUUUUUUAUGAAUCGAAUUGAUUGGCCACACACUUAAAAGCUGGUUCAGAUUUGAAUGAAGUUGCUUAGACAGACACCAAGCAUUCCUAAAAGGUAAAAACAGUAGCCAGGGAAGGUCAAACUAAUGUUAAAGUUAAAAUAACUAUAACAACCACGUUAAGUCAACCAUUUGCUUGCCUUAAAAUGGUGACUAAUAUUUAAUGAUGUGCACAGUCAAAUUUCCAUAUCCGACACAUUGCCUGCUGCAGCACAGCGAACCAUUUUUAACAGAUGACUCGCACCUUCCACCAAUUUAAAUGUCAUCUGAAUAUAGCUGAUGAACGUUUCACCUAUACCGAAAAGCACCUUAUUGUCACAGUUCAGACCGAGGCUGUGUUUGGCUCCACCUGGUUUGAUCUGAGACCUCUGUAUUGAGGGCAGGGAACUGAUGCUGUCAGCACAUAACUACCCUGUUUUUUCCCAAGGUCCCCCUUUUGCACUUAAAAAAUAGCCCGUCAGCAGCACCAGGGUUCCCAACACUGGUUUGGCAUUCCAGUGGCUGUGUGCAAAAAUGUGUAGCUCAAAUCUUGCUGCACGAGUGCUGCAUGACAGCCAUUUCUUACUUGCAAAUAAAUAUCAUUCUCUUCUUGGAUAUGGAGGAUAGUGAUUAUAGGCUCAUGAACACACAAUAAUAGCUAUUAAACUAAAACACCGCUACCAUAUUGCAAAUACGAAAUUUAAUUCAUGACAUAAACUUCUUAGCUCCAUCUCCUGGACAUUUCUUUCAACCCGCCCACACAUGUGUAUCGGUAUGGAAAGUGAGAACACUGUAAACCUGAAGAUGUCACCACGUGUCAGGUACUUCAGGUGACAGUUAUCUGUGUUGAAGAUAAUAGCGGAUUUUAUUACCCAGCAGCACUGGGCGGGGGCUCAGAUUAAUGUGAUCUGAUCUGUCUCGAGGUUGCUGAGAGGUUAGAAUUUAACAUCUGAAAUUACAUGCUCGGUUGUGUAAGCGUUUAAGGCUAUCACUAGCUUAUCUUGUCCUCAUUUGUUGAACUACUGUUCGGACAACGAUGCUCUUUUAAUUCCUCCCAUUUCUUUCAUUUUAUUGCUUUCUUCUCAUGAGAACUUGAAAAUUGACUAAUCGGCGCUUUUGUGAAUAAACCCAGUGCUUAAUUUGCAUUUCUCGCACGGUAAACCUGUAAAGUUAGGAGAAAAGAAACUAAACCAGUAUGCCAAGCAGCAGAUGACUGUUGAUGACUGUGCAAAGCAUAGGUAUUAGAAGUAGAGUCUUUGAUGGAUUGUUUGUGGGGUUUUUAUUGCAGAUGGGUAAUAAACCUCAUUCUGUAUUUUUACUAUGCUCUCCCAAACUUGUUGACUGUUCCCUAAUCUUGGAAAUUUGCUGUAUAAAUGCAGAUGAUGCGUGUCUUUAAAGCUACCUGCAGACUGUCCUUGGCUUCGACACAGAAGUACGGUCAUUCCAGUCGAUUUACCUUUAACGGUGUACAUUCCGCUGAUCAUUUGAUCGGUGUCAAAGGAAAAUGAUAUCGCAUUAAAACAGCCACGUCCUGUAGCUAAUUCCAGUUUCCCCCGUUGCUCAUGUAGUAGUGUUUGUGGUUUAGGCCUCUUGCUUCUAGUGUAUAUUUGUCCCUGCAAGACACCGAGCGACACAGCGAACGCGACCCCUUUGAUAUUGUAACUGUCGUCCCAUUCUAUGCUGCUUAACAAUACCCCACUGUAAGUCAUUCCUCAUUUUAAAGCUGCAUUAAGUGAUUUUUGACCUUUGGAGCUGGAGGAUUUGCUUAUUAUUAUUAGUUUGUGAUACGUUGGCGAAUAAUUUCCAGCUUCGAGUAAAAACUGUAUGAGCGUCCCAGUCGAGUCUUUCUGGCCACCUGAUGAAUGUACGUACGGUAUUGUUUUAAAAAGACAAGAUUUGGAAAACCAGCAUUGCCAAAAUAUGUCUCUUAUUUGGUUUAUCUGUAUUUCUGACAGUUUUGCAUGAGGCAAGCAGCUUGAUGGGUUUGAUAUUGUCAUGUACUGGUAGGGACUUCCCAUGGUUUACACAGUAAGUCCUGGCAUAGUAUUUUAUUUUUUUGCGCACAAACCUUACAACGCUACAGACGUGAGCAAUGACACCAUCAUCAUUCACAGUCAAGAUUUGGGUAUAUUAGUACAAAAAGUAUUACUUUAUGCAGCUUUAAUGUGUUACAGAUUGUUCUGUAUAUGUGCCUGAAGAUGUAUUUUCUAGGGAAAGUUGGGGG